This is a messenger RNA of Racocetra persica, 353 nucleotides long. NCBI's taxonomy places the organism in Eukaryota, Fungi, Glomeromycota, Glomeromycetes, Diversisporales, Gigasporaceae. The record is from the annotation of a GenBank genome assembly.
UAAAUAUUGUAACAACUAUAAAUAAUCUUUUAGCAGAAUUUAAACUUUUAAAUAAAGUAUUAGUGCUCACUACUGAUAAUGAAUUUGCAAUAGUAGUUUGUGAACAACUAUUAGCAAAUGACUUACAAAAAGAGCUAAAUAAUCAAACCUUUCACUAUUACAAAUGCAAUAGAUAUAUUUUAAAUUUAGCAGCAUGUCAUAGAUUAGAAAUAAUUGACCAAGAAGUUAUUAAUACUCACACAAUAAUGUUAAAAAUAAAAAUAUCAACAAGAUUAUGUGAUGAGCUAAGAAAAUUGUAUAUUGUACAAAAAUUAGAAUACCUAAAACCUGAAUUAGAUAUUAAAAUGAGAUAG